AUGUUUUCUAUCAUAAAAAUAGAUGGAAUUUAUCACCGUCAAGAUGGGUCUGAUGAAACCAGUUUUAUAACAGUUCAACUUUAUUUAAAUGAAAAUUUUCAAGGUGGAGAAACAACUUUCCUAGAUUAUUUUGACCGAAGUAGAAAUGUUGCAUGUAAACCACUUACAGGAAUGGUACUUAUUUUCGAACAUCGAAUUUAUCACGAAGGUUCAAUGUUGGAAAAAGGUCGAAAAUAUACUGUUCGUACUGAUGUUAUGUAUCGACCACAAAAUAAAAAUCAAUGA
Rotaria socialis is the source of this 285-nucleotide messenger RNA. The record is from the annotation of a GenBank genome assembly. NCBI's taxonomy places the organism in Eukaryota, Metazoa, Rotifera, Eurotatoria, Philodinida, Philodinidae.